UGUAGAGCUGGUUUCCGCGCGCCGGGGCCCGGGACCAUGGAGUGGUGAGCGUCCCUCGCUCGGCCAGGUCCCCCGCGCUCGGCUCCCCAUGGCCGGGACGUACAGCUCGACGUUGAAGACGUUGGAGGACUUGACCUUGGACUCCGGGUAUGGGGCCGGGGACUCGUGCCGCUCGCUCAGCCUCUCGUCGUCCAAGUCCAACUCGCAGGCGCUCAACUCCUCGGCGCAGCAGCACCGCGGGGCGGCCUGGUGGUGCUACUCGGGUUCCAUGAACAGCCGUCACAACAGCUGGGACACGGUCAACACGGUGCUGCCCGAGGACCCCGAGGUGGCCGACCUCUUCUCGCGCUGUCCGCGGCUCCCCGAGCUGGAGGAAUUCCCCUGGACCGAGGGAGAUGUGGCCAGGGUGCUCCGCAAAAACGCCGGCGGCGGCAGCGGCCGGAGGCUGGCCCCGUUCUCGGCCGAGGCGGUGCGGCGCCUGGCGGGGCUGCUGCGCAGGGCGCUCAUCCGCGUGGCCCGCGAGGCGCAGCGCCUGAGCGUGCUGCACGCCAAGUGCACCCGCUUCGAGGUGCAGAGCGCCGUGCGCCUGGUGCACAGCUGGGCGCUGGCCGAGAGCUGCGCGCUGGCCGCCGUCAAGGCGUUGUCCCUGUACAGCAUGAGCGCCGGCGACGGGCUGCGCCGGGGCAAGUCGACGCGCUGCGGCCUCACCUUCUCCGUGGGACGCUUCUUCCGCUGGAUGGUGGACACGCGCAUCUCCGUGCGCAUCCACGAGUACGCAGCCAUCUCCCUCACCGCUUGCAUGGAGAAUCUGGUAGAGGAGAUCCGAGCCAGGGUGCUGGCCAGCCAGAGCCCCGAAGGCGGAGGAGGGGCAGGAGGAGGUGGAGAGGUGUCCGCUGAAGCCUUGGAGAUGGUCAUCAACAACGACGCCGAGCUCUGGGGCGUCUUGCAGCCCUACGAGCAUCUCAUCUGCGGCAAGAACGCUAAUGGUGUCCUCUCUCUCCCUGCGUACUUCAGUCCCUACAACAGCGGGUCCCUGGGCCACGAUGAGCGAGCUGACGCCUAUGCUCAGCUGGAGCUGCGGACCCUGGAGCAGUCUCUCCUGGCCACGUGUGUGGGCAGCAUCUCAGAGCUGAGUGACCUGGUCUCUCGAGCCAUGCACCACAUGCAGGGGCGCCACCCCCUGUGCCCAGGCACCAGCCCUGCCCGCCAGGCCCGCCAGCCACCACAGCCCAUCACCUGGUCCCCCGACGCCCUCCACACGCUCUACUACUUUCUGCGCUGUCCACAGAUGGAAUCCAUGGAGAACCCCAACCUGGAUCCCCCAAGAAUGACCCUGAACAACGAACGGCCCUUCAUGCUGCUGCCACCGCUGAUGGAGUGGAUGCGUGUGGCCAUCACCUACGCGGAGCACCGCCGCAGCCUCACCGUAGACAGUGGCGACAUCCGGCAGGCAGCUCGGCUGCUGCUGCCCGGCCUGGACUGCGAGCCCCGCCAGCUCAAACCAGAGUGCUGCUUCAGUUCCUUCCGGAGGCUGGACGCCCGAGCGGCUACUGAAAGAUUCAAUCAAGACCUGGGCUUCCGCAUGCUCAACUGUGGGAGGACAGACCUCAUCAGCCAGGCCAUUGAGGCCCUGGGCCCAGACGGGGUGAACACCAUGGAUGAUCAGGGGAUGACACCGCUGAUGCAUGCCUGUGCUGCUGGGGAUGAAGCCAUGGUGCAGAUGUUGAUUGAUGCUGGGGCAAGCUUGGACAUCCAGGUUCCAAACAACUCUCCCAGGCACCCCUCCAUCCACCCAGACAGCAGACACUGGACGUCGCUGACCUUUGCUGUGCUACAUGGACAUAUCUCUGUGGUACAGUUGUUGCUGGACGCCGGUGCCCACGUGGAGGGCUCAGCCGUGAACAGUGGUGAGGACAGCUACGCCGAGACGCCCCUGCAGCUGGCCUCCGCAGCUGGGAACUAUGAGUUGGUCAGCUUGCUGCUGAGCCGAGGUGCCGACCCCCUCCUCAGCAUGCUUGAAGCCAACGGCAUGGCCUCCUCCCUCCACGAGGACAUGAACUGCUUCAGCCAUUCAGCUGCCCAUGGCCACAGGAACGUCCUGAGGAAGCUCCUGACACAGCCGCAGCAGGCCAAAGCAGACGUGCUGUCCCUGGAGGAGAUCCUGGCCGAGGGUGUAGAGGAAAGCGACACGUCGAGCCAGGGCAGCGGCAGCGAGGGCCCCGUGCGGCUAAGCCGGACCCGCACGAAGGCCCUUCAGGAGGCCAUGUACUACAGUGCUGAGCAUGGCUACGUGGACAUCACCAUGGAGCUGAGGGCUCUGGGUGUUCCCUGGAAGCUGCACAUCUGGAUCGAGUCUCUGAGGACGUCGUUUGCCCAGUCGCGGUACUCAGUGGUGCAGAGCCUCCUGCGGGACUUCAGCUCCAUCAAGGAGGAGGAGUACAGCGAGGAGCUGGUGACCGAGGGCUUGCAGCUCAUGUUCGACAUCCUCAAGACCAGCAAAAAUGACUCGGUCCUCCAGCAGCUGGCCACCAUCUUCACACACUGCUAUGGGAGCAGUCCCAUCCCCAGCAUCCCCGAGAUCCGGAAGACCCUGCCAGCCAGGCUCGAUCCCCACUUUCUGAACAACAAGGAGAUGUCAGAUGUGACCUUCCUAGUGGAAGGAAAGCUAUUUUAUGCGCACAAAGUACUGUUGGUGACAGCUUCUAACAGGUUCAAGACGUUAAUGACCAACAAAUCAGAGCAAGACGGGGACAGCAGCAAAACCAUCGAGAUCGGCGACAUGAAGUACCACAUUUUUCAGAUGGUGAUGCAGUACCUGUACUACGGCGGAGCAGAGUCCAUGCAGAUCCCCACCACCGACAUCCUGGAGCUGCUGUCCGCUGCGAACCUGUUCCAGCUGGAUGCCCUGCAGAGGCACUGUGAGAUCCUGUGCUCGCAAACCCUCAGCGUGGAGAGCGCCGUCAACACCUACAAAUACGCCAAGAUCCACAACGCCCCGGAGCUGGCCCUGUUCUGCGAGGGUUUCUUCCUCAAGCACAUGAAGGCGCUGCUGGAGCAAGACGCCUUCCGGCAGCUCAUCUACGGCCGCAGCAGCAAAGUGCAGGGCCUGGACCCGCUGCAGGACCUUCAGAGCACGCUCGCCGAGCGGGUGCACUCUGUCUACGUCACCUCCCGGGUGUGAGGCGGCUAGAGGAAGGGCUGGCACCUAUGGGGGUGUGACAGCUGCCCAGGCCAGGAGCAUCUCUUCAUAGUGCUCUUUCCCACUCCUCGGCUAGAUGCCCUCUGCGGUGUUGAUGGAGCCCGGGUGGGCACAGCACCCUGAGCCCUUGUGACUGACGGGAGUAUGCCCGAAAGGUGGCCCUUUCUGCACCACUCCCCACGGUUUGCACCUUGAAAGGCCACCUAUGCCCACUCCCAGUGGCUUGGCAGGAUGUCCUCACCCACCUCGGCUCCGGGCUCUGCAUGGCUGGGGCUCUUGGGGGUGCGGGCAUCCUUAUGAAUGCAGAGAACGUAUCUCCAUGAGCCCCAGGCCAGGGAAUGCAAUAGGUGGUAUUUGUUCUCACGAUGUCGGGGGAAAGUCUGCCCACACCCAGGCUGUGCCUUUGAAAGGCCUGGUGCCCCUGGCCCUGGCCACUUCGUCCAUGUUCCACAAAGGCUGGGCCCACCCUGGCCCACCCUUCAGGACUGCUGCUAACUUGCAGUCCCAUCUCCUGGCUUCUGAGCCCAGGGUGCCAGGGGCCGAGCUGUAGGAGCACAAGGCCCUCAGCUCUGGCGGCCACAGCUAGGAGCCAAAGUAAAGGGAGGGUCCCGGGACCCCCGGCCUAGCUCGGGGCCACCCCUGGGGUUCAGGCAGCAGCACCUACAUGGCUUCCUCGGCCACGCUUCUUGAGUACACGGUGCCUUUAACUCAGGACCGGAGGGGGCACACUUUUCACUGGGAACCAGAGCUCUUGGGCAUGGAAAAGAGGAGCAGGGAGAUGAGGGCCUGUGCCAUGUUCCCUUCCCCUCUGCCCACGUAGCCUUAGUUCCCCAUGCCCUGGCCUGCGAAUGGACCAGACACUGGGACAGCAUCAAGAACAGCUACCUUAGAAACUAUUUAUUCAUCAAAGCCCCGGGCAUUUCAGGACUGUCCCUUAGGUCACCUGAAAAGCUUCCCUGGGCUUGGCAAUCCUGGAAAAUAUUUUCAAUGAGCUGCUCAUGCUGGAUGUACAAAGGAGUGUUAUUUUAUUGUGUAAGAUUGUAUAAUACUGUAACAAUACCUUAACAUUGUCACUUACUGUAAAUGUACUAUGGUUUUAUCAAUAAUAAACACAAUGACCUUG
Molecule: messenger RNA, 4322 nt
Organism: Jaculus jaculus (lesser Egyptian jerboa)
Lineage: Eukaryota; Metazoa; Chordata; Mammalia; Rodentia; Dipodidae
Gene: Abtb2
Product: ankyrin repeat and BTB domain containing 2
Exons: 17
Coding region: 89-3181 (1030 amino acids)
Molecular function (GO): protein heterodimerization activity
Source: RefSeq, a predicted model, not a curated record